AUGAGAGAGGACCCGCAGGUGACCAUCGCGGGUCGCGAGGGCCGCCCCGUGCCUGUCAAGCGCAGCAUCGCCGAGCUGUACAUGCGCGUCUUCUCGCACAUGCCGGUCGACGAGGCCAUCGAGCGCAAGAGCAGCAAGGCUGCCGAGAACGCCUACUUCAAGGCGCGGGCGCAGGCGGCGGAGGCGUCUCGGGCGAAGCGUGAUCAGCGCACCGCGCUCGACACGGUCGGCUUGAUGGGCGGCGGCGGCAACGUCUCGGUGGGUCACGGCAGCGUUGCCAAGGUGAAGCGCAAGGUUGCCAUCUUGAACAAGGCGGAUUUCAAGUACUUCCACGGCGGCAACGAGCCCUUGCAGCGCGCGGUGCGCCACCAUCCGAGCAUGUCGAUCCCAGUUCGCGGCGGCGUCGUGGGAGAGACCGAAAAGGUGUGGCUGUUCGGGAACUUCCCUGGGGCGCGCCGCAUCAUGAGCUUCUGCACCCUCCACAGGGUCACCGCUGGGUCGACGCCCGUGCGCCCAGACGACGUCUUCUACGACGGCCAGGUCGUCGAUUUUUACCAGAAGGGCCUCAGCACGCAGAAGUCUCAGUUCGACGCAGAUCUUGUGGCGAAGGACCUGCCGUGCAUCAACGCCACGAGGGGGAAGUUCAACUUGGCGCCGCUCAAGCUUCGCGAAGCGGGCGAGGCGGCCGACGAGGUGCCGCAGGGUGCUGCACCUGGAUCGCCUAGCGCGGCGGCAGCGGACAGCGCCGUCGGGGAGGAUGAGGCCGACGCAGAUGGCGCGGCCAGCGGCUUGGGCGACGCCGCUCUCAGCGGCGUGAUCCAGUUGCCCUCGGUUUUCAGCAGAUCGCGCUCGGAUGUCGGCAUGCCCCCUACCAAGAGGAGCAGGCGUGGGAAGAAGAGCCCCGCCGCGGAGCUUGAUGCCUCGCCCUUCGCAGCUGACGACGGCAUCGGCCUCGACGACUCAGCGUUGCAGGGAACCGCUGACCGCAAGGCCCACAUCAAGAAGUUCGAGAUGGCUCACAUUGUACCCGUUGCCUACCAGGAUACUUACCAGGACGAUGGAGUUGCCAAAGCCGUUCUUCUUCUGGUUCAGACCUACGGGGCGUUACCCGACGCCGUGAACUUGAAGCUGUGCAUGCGAGAGUCCAGGCGGAAGAUGAAGCAGAUCAGCGACGGCGAUGCAAUUGUAGCGUUCUUUGCUUCGACGGUGCCAUACAAUCCUAGCCACACCGAUUCGUUUAUCAGCUCUUCGCUUACACUGAGCGCUCUGAAGUCGGAGCCAGAGAUCAAGAUCGGCACGUUCUUGGGUUGCUUCAUCAACGACUGGCGUUGUCCCUCCAUUGAGGCAGGCAAGAGCGCUCAGGAUCUGCUCACCACGGCCGUCGACAUCAUGGGUAACAAGGUCUCGGAGAUCGUCGCACCCAGCGACAUGCCCGAAGAGUAUUUGGGGUUCUUUUGCUCGCUUUCGGAAAUCACACCCGCGCUGAGCACGCUCCUCCACGGUCUCGACGCGGCCGCCCUGGACGAUUUCGCCUCGAGGGCCAAGCACCACGUCACCAUCCUGUCCGGCGCGAAGGCUAAAGGCCCCAUGGCGCAGCGCAUCGCCCGCUCGAUCCUUGCGACGCCGAUCUACGUGGACCUGCUUGCCGACUUGAGGAAGACCUCGCAAGGCUUAACUACCAUGAGCCAGGAAGUCGAGCAUGCGAAUGCGGUUUUGACGACCAAGAUGCCAGAUAUUUGUGGUGAGAGCGAGGAGUGGCGAUUAACUUGCCAUACCAGCGCUGUUCUUGCGAAGAACUUGUUGGGUUUGCUCGAUGUGCUCGGUGGCACCUACGGGAACGAGUUGAAGGAGAAUGCUUUGGACAGGGCGCGCGUUAUAGUCAUGGGCAUGCGUGAGCGCGCUGCAAUUGGGCUUGUAUCUUUGACGGAGUCGAAGUCUUUCGCUGAGAUGAUCUCCGACCGGAGGAUCGCGUGGCACAGCGAGGCUUUCUUGGUCGAGGCGGAGAGCGACGCGGCCGACAUGCUCUUCAAGAUCACCGCGGACGGGGAGGUGGCAAACUUCAAGGUCGAGCUGACGAAGGCUGCCGCGGCAGAGAUCCUGUCGCAGGACAUCCCCGAGUCCGUGAAGUCCAUUUUCGAGAAGGUCAGGGGCGCGAAUGUCAACGACGACCACGUGAAUUCUGAAUUGAUGAAGGUCGUGCGCAGAUGCGUCCACUUCGCGCUGGACACCAACUCGGAUUGUCAGGAGCCGAAGUCGGCGUCGCUGAACGCGCUUGCAGGUGCCUUGGAGCUCCUGCCGCCGUGCGCCUACCACCGCGGUGUUCUCGGCGCCCUGAGGCAGCGGCAUGAGCUGGUGGCCUUGGAGACAGCAUUCAGGAAGAAGCACUGCACGGAAGGUGGUGUGAACUUGGAUGCAGCGUACACGGACGAUACGUUGGUUACCAUGAAGGGUUCGACCAAAGUGUUGUUCGAGAAGGUCUUGAUCAUGAACUUUCCUGACGACGAGGAGACUGCUCACAUCAAUGAGAAAGCGACGGUUUGCGGCAACGGGGUGCAGGAGCUGAUCCACCAGGUCGCGCCCCACGGGCUUGAGGUGAAGUUGCUCGCGUAUCAGGACAAGACGCUGAAGGGGCUCAGGAGCGAGCAGGGUGGCCUCAAGAACGGCGCCAACUGGAUCGACGGGCUGCCGAAUGGCAUGGACGAGAAGUGGGACAAGACCCGCGCGGUCGGCAAGGCCACCUUGCUGGCGGACGGCAUCGCCGUCGUCCUCCGCAAGAAGGUCGACGCCGCCUUGCAGGAGGAAGCCGCCAUUCGCAAGUGGGCGAAGACGUUCGAGCUCCCGAUCGACGAGAACAUCUUCCAGCGUGGCUCGGACGCGAUGGGCAGGUGCAUCAAAGCGCGGGGUGCGUCGCUCAUGAUCAAGGCCAUCGCCGAUGGCGUUGACAAGGUGAGUUUGCGGAAGGCCGCGAUGGCGGCGCAGACGGAGCCCGGCAAGCACGAGCUGACGCUGGAGUCCUUGCAGCCGACCUCGCUGGCCAAGAAGGCCGUGGAUGUGAUGCACUUCAAGUGA
Messenger RNA from Prorocentrum cordatum, 3069 nucleotides. The record is from the annotation of a GenBank genome assembly. Lineage: Eukaryota; Dinophyceae; Prorocentrales; Prorocentraceae.